Mirounga angustirostris (Northern elephant seal) is the source of this 3769-nucleotide messenger RNA. RefSeq names its product zinc finger and BTB domain containing 49 (gene ZBTB49). Gene Ontology annotation, biological process: regulation of transcription by RNA polymerase II. The transcript has 10 exons. Gene Ontology annotation, molecular function: protein binding; DNA-binding transcription factor activity, RNA polymerase II-specific. The coding region runs from base 1007 to 3301 and encodes 764 amino acids. Lineage: Eukaryota; Metazoa; Chordata; Mammalia; Carnivora; Phocidae. The record is from RefSeq and is a predicted model, not a curated record. Gene Ontology annotation, cellular component: nucleus.
GAGCCUCCUCCGACUGCCCUGUUCCCAAAGCGUCCUAGCACCCCGGCGUCUGCUCUGCGCCUCCUCUUCGGGAGUCGCCCAGCUAGACUUGAAAGGGCCAAAGGCAGCCCCGGGAGGACGAGAGGCCAGCCGGCCUGUCCCAGGUGCCUGCUGCCGAGCCUCGGGCCUGACCCCUUCCGCUUGGAUGGGCUUGGGCAAGAGACAAACCUGUCUGGGCCUGGAUCCUCUUCGGCACCACGGGGGUUAUAGCUGCCUACACCUUGGAUCUGUUGUGGGGUUUAAGCGGGGAGCACCCCUGUGUGGUUCAUGUUAGCCCCCUCCUGACUCGUGAGAAAUUGCUCCCGCCGGGAACGUGGGAGCCAAAUUUGUACUUGCCCGGAGACCUGCCGCUUCGCAUCACGCCCAUCAACCAAAGAAAGAGACGUGUCACGAAUUCCCCGGCUUUUCUCUAGCAGUAGUCCGGUUCCUUACUCUCCUACCCCGUGCUACGCAUCACGCGUUGAGAAGUUCUGUGCGUAACCACUGAAACGUGAUUCCUGAGCACCUGCUCCUUGCCGGGAACUGUUAAGACCCCGUGCUCCGCAAUGGAGGUAGAGAUGAGUAAGGCAUGGCGUUGCCCUUGCGCGGCUCCCGGACCAAAGACGGCGGCAGAGAACUCCUACAGUGUAGUGCAGUGUUUACAAAUGUACAGAAGCGGUUUUUUUUAUUAAUUCAGUCAGCAUUUUCUGAGCAGCUGCAUCCGCUAAAGUGCUGGCGACGGAGACUCCUCAAGAGCCAGGGUUCAUCAGUUCAGAGCCGGCCGAGGUCUUUGCCCUCCCCUCUUCUCUCUCUUGUACAGGGUUAGAAGCCUUGUCAACAGGAAGUGAGUUCCUCCUAUCAAAUACAGUCUUCUGUUGAUUGUCUCCUUGCAAAAAGAGAUGUGGACACAUGAAAAGAGAAAGCAGUGUUCGUGCACUGGUCAAGAGCAUACUCGGGUUCUCACCCCAGGUCUCCUGGGUGGCUGAGCAUGGACCCAGUCGCUACUCACGGCUGCCAUCUUCUCCAGCAGCUGCACGAGCAGCGCAUUCAAGGCCUGCUUUGUGACUGCAUGUUGGUCGUGAAAGGGGUGUGCUUUAAAGCACAUAAGAAUGUUCUGGCAGCGUUCAGUCAGUAUUUUAGGAGCCUCUUUCAGAACUCUUCAGGCCAAAAAAGUGAUGUUUUUCACUUGGAUAUUAAAAAUGUAAGCGGCAUUGGGCAGAUCCUGGACUUCAUGUACACUUCUCACUUAGAUCUUAACCAGGAUAAUAUCCAAGUAAUGCUGGACAUAGCACAGUGUUUGCAAGUUCAAAAUGUUCUGAACCUGUGUCACACAUUUUUGAAGUCCACCACUGUGGAACAGCCCCCGGGCGUGUCUUGUAACAGCGCGUUCUCCCUGCAGAGCACCCCGCCUGCCGAUGCGCACUGUGCAGUAAGUGAAAACUACCCUCCUCAUUUGCUGCAAGAGUGUCCCACCGAUGUUCAGCAGAGUAAGGUUUUGGAUGAAUCACAUUCUCACGCUCCACCGUCCGUUAAUCUCCAUCAGUCUGCAGGGGAGGCAUCCCAACAGGCGCCCGACACGCUGGAUGGCGCCUGCCCAGAGCUGCCUUUCAGACAGCCGAGUUACUACUACAAACUCAGAAACUUUUACAGCAAGCAGUACUACAAACAGGCUGCGUGUCCUGGUCACGAGAGGGUGAAUGAGCAGCCCUUCACUUUCAGCACAGCCGCGGACCUCGGUGCCGGCGACAACCAGCCUUGUGCCGGCAGUCAUUCCGAAUGUGUCCUGGAGUCUUCGGAGCACUUGCCUUCCCACUUCCUGGCCCAGCCCUUGAGUGAAUCUGCCCCAGACCCUGACUCAGACAACCUGUGCCAACCACCCACCAGACAGAUGAGGCUCAAAAAGGCCAUUCACCUUAAGAAGCUAAAUUUCCUCAAGUCCCAGAAAUCUGCAGAGGAGCCAUCCGAAGGCAAGCUGGGUGACGGCUUAACGAAGAGGGUGGAGUGUGCUAGUGCAAAUACUACAGAGAAAGCCACCAGCCACGGUGCUGAGGAAAAAGAAGGUGAAGAACUCGUCACUUCUGAGCGUUUUAACUGCACUAACGAAAUGGAGAGGCCCGAAGAGCCUGCGGCGCUGGAGGACCAGUCCCAGAUGCUUCAGUCACAGAGACAGUACACGUGUGAAUUGUGUGGGAAACCUUUUAAACACCCGAGCAAUCUGGAGCUUCACAGACGGUCACAUACAGGUGAGAAACCUUUUGAAUGUAACAUUUGUGGGAAACAUUUCUCUCAGGCAGGUAACUUGCAGACUCACUUACGUCGGCAUUCUGGUGAAAAACCAUACAUCUGCGAAAUCUGUGGAAAGAGGUUUGCAGCGUCUGGCGAUGUCCAGCGUCACAUCAUUAUUCACUCAGGAGAGAAGCCACACUUGUGUGACAUCUGUGGGCGAGGGUUCAGUAACUUCAGUAACUUGAAGGAGCACAAGAAGACACACACGGCCGAUAAAGUCUUCACCUGUGAUGAGUGCGGCAAGUCCUUCAACAUGCAGAGGAAGCUGGUGAAGCACCGGAUCCGGCACACGGGAGAGCGGCCCUACAGCUGCUCUGCCUGUGGAAAGUGUUUCGGGGGAUCCGGCGACCUGCGCAGGCACGUGCGCACGCACACCGGGGAGAAGCCGUACACGUGUGAGAUCUGCAGCAAGUGCUUCACGCGCUCAGCGGUGCUGCGGCGGCACGAGAAGAUGCACUGCAGGCCCGACGGGGGCCGGGCCGUGCUCGACGAGCUCGCUCACGCCGUCGAGACCCCCGACCUGGAGAAGUCGCAGGGCUCGGAGUCCUUUUCCCAAGACGUGUCUGUGACUCUGAUGCCCGUGUCGGUCAAGCUCCCCGUGCAGCCGGCCGAAGAUUCGGUGGCAGAGUUUGACGGCCCCUCCGCCGGCUCCUACUGCAAGUUCCGGCCCGUGGUUCAGCCUCCCGCAGCCGCUGAGCCGGAGAAGCUCAGGCUGGAUCCCGGCAAACUCGCCAAGCCUCCGAUGCAGCCGGCGCAGCCUCCGGCGUAUGCUUACCCGGACGUGGCCGCCGUGGCCAGCGAGCCGCCGCUGCAGCCCGACAGCCUGUCCCUGGGCCGCUCGUCCCUGGCCACGCUGGACAAUCACUGCGGCGAUGUGCUGGGCGGCCGCGGGGCCGCCACGCCGUACAGGAACUCCGAGGGGCAGUUCUUCUCCAGCAUGACGCUCUGGGGGCUGGCCAUGAAGACGCUGCAGAAUGAAAACGAGCUGGACCAGUGAUGUCCGGCCGCAGCAUUUCCCAGCCUCAGAGCCUUUCUGAAGCCCAGUGGAGCGGCGUCCGUGCUUCGGGAGAGAGCGUUUUCUCCGUGGUGGCCCUUUCUCACCGGCCUGAGAAUAGUUUGACCAUUUCUGUGCUGGUGGUGACUGAUUACUGGAAGCUUCCGGAGCCUCAGGAUCAGGGAAGAAGGCCCACAGGCUCCCCGUGCACGCAGACGGGGGACUGGAGGAGCGGAUAGCCUGGGAAACCAUCCCACUGACCUUCGCCGGCACCACGGCGUGCACGCGUGGGGUCAGCUACUGUACGUCUCAGUCACAUUAAACGGAGAAAGCUAUAUAUAGUAACACAAAUAUGUUUGCAUUUUUACAUGAUUGGAAUUUGUACUGUUUUGUAUUUUUAUUUACACAAAAAGUUUAUUUGUAUAUGAAACUCAUGUUAUAAUUUAAUUUGAAUAAAUGAAACUUGACUUU